GGAAAUGGGUCUUUCUUUUCGCAUGGGCAUUAUUUGCUCCGUUCCGGGCUGGGUUGCUGAGACGGGUGCGUUUGGAUGAGAAAGAUGGGAGGAGAGCUGCGUAACGUGAUGUCUACUCCCAGUUCCACGUUGAUUUCUUGUAAACAUUCUUGUACUUCUGACCUCUGGUUCCCAAAAUGCUUCACAAAUCUGCAGUAAUAUAAUUCCAUGAAAAGCCGGUUUGACCUCAUUCUUCUAAAAAAUCAUCAUCAAACAGUGGUUCACAUGUACAUUGUACAUGUACAUUGACAAUGGACCUGGGUAAAGAGAAAUGUUUUGUCCAAGGGCAAAAAAACAUGGGCUCAGUGUGUGUGUAUGUGUGGUUUAAUUCCUCAUCUUUUGUCCAUUCCGUUGGCUAUUUUUGUCCAUUCCAUUGGCUAUUUUCCAUUAACUACAUUGGGUGCUCCAAAACUCCAGAAUUAAGGGAGAGCAAGGAAUUCUUUUUUAGUUUCCUGAUCCAGACCAUAAAGCAGUGUAAGUUUCAUAGGAAGUGUUUUGAACUAAGGUGCUGUGUGGUUUCCGGGCUGUAUGGCCGUGUUUCUCAGUGAUUCCAGCUGUGAAAGCCUUCGACAAUACAUUGUUUUGAACUAGCUCCAGCAAUGGAUCAACAGCCAGUGGGGCUUUGCUGGUAGUCCUUGAAAUGUCUACAAGUCAGCUCCAUGUGGAAUACAUUUCAGUAAUCAAGCCCUAUGACAGACAGAUUCUGAUGAUGUUUGAGCUGGGUUUGAGCUGACCGAGAAAGGGAUCUUGUGGUCAGAUGGAUAAAUGAAUGAUAUUGAUGCAGUGCACAGCAGCAGGGGAAAAGAUAAAUUCCAUCCCAGGAAAGGGGUUUAACAUGAGGCAGCUGGUAUCAGAACACUUUUAUAUAAAUCUCUGGUGCAACAUCUCUUUGCAGAGCUAUAUCUAAAAGGACGUUGUAGAGCUAGAAGAGAUAAGAGGUGUAAAGGCCUGAGUUUUUUCUUUAACAGUUUUCCCCCCUGACUUUCCCCAUGGGAAAAUUGAGACAAUUGAGACAGUGCUGAAAAAAGUUUUUUUUUUCUUUUUAAAUGAGUGAAAUGUGCUAAGAUAGCACUUUGCACUUCUUUCUUGUGCAUUCAAUAGCCCUUUCUGCACAAACAUUUAAAACCUUCUGAGACAGGAAAUAAAACAUUUCCUCCGUGGAGUUCUGCAUGCCCUUCCCCCCAUGUUCCAAAAAUGUUUUAUUUCCAGCCUCAAAAUGUUUGAAAUGAAUUCCCUUUUAUAAUGAUUUUUGAGUCUGAAACGUUUUCAAAAUGCCUUCUCCUUGCUGUGCAGUCAAAUAUUCAUUGUUUUAUUUCUCCCACCCAAAUUUGCAGCUACAUGCCCCUCUUCCUAUUCUGCUGUUUUCAGUUUUCUGGCUCACCCGUGUUUUCUGUAAUUUCCUAGUCACGUUUUCUCAUCUGCCAUUUCCUUCAUUGAUCUGCAGUAUUACAUUCAUUAUUGCCUGCCUGUAAAACAAAUGUGCCAUUUUCUUUCUUUUUUUAAAUCAUCUGUUGUGGGAACAAUGAUUUGUAGAUGCCAACAAAUGAUGUCUCAGUGGGCCAAGUAUUUGUGGGGACUGGGAAAUGAUUCUCACUGUCAAUGUUAUAUUCUUUUCAUUACAGCUAUUGCUAUUGUUAAUACCAUUAAUGUUAUUUAGGAUAAGCUGUGGGAAAUUCUUUGCAUUUUGAAAGUACUGUACUGUAGUGGAAAAAAGGAGGGGGGGGAUUGUUUGGGCCAAUCAAGUGUGACUUUACAAGUCACCCCCGAUAGAAACUCUUAUCUGAGGGCUGGAACUAUGACUUUGUUGGGAAUUUGCCACAGCAGAGCAGCCAUUUUAUUCUUUUUCCUUGUAGGUGGUUAGGUGUUCGGAGUGGGAGUUGAGAAGAUGGCAAAUAGUGGUAAGCCUGUUGGACGAGGGGUAGUAUGGAGGGAGCGGGAGAUAUUAGACCUCCUUUCUAUCUGGGGGGAAGAGGCAGUCCAGGAGGCUUUGGCUAACAAAAAUAGAAAUAUAGAGAUUUAUGACUAUGUGGCGAAACAGAUGGCUGCACUUGGACACAGGAGGAGUGCUGUGGAGUGCCGCACUAAAACAAAGGCCAUGAGAUACAACUACAAACGUGUGUUGGCCCAUAACAUGUCUGGGAAUGUGCGAGCAAGCUGCCCUUUUUACGGGGAGUUGGAUCGGAUCCUUGGGGGGGUUGCAUGUAUUAGAUCACCCCGAGUGGCUAAGAGUUUAAACCUGCAAGUGCAAGUUAAUCCACCCAGCAACCAAGAAUGCACUCCAGGAUCAGAAGAGCUAUUCUCACAUGAUCUGGAAACAAUUAAACAGGAGGACAUAUGCCAUUCCACACCCUUGGACUCAGGUGAAUCCUCAAGUGCUUGGUCCCAAGACCCUGAUGAGAUCACAGUUAAGAUAGAGGAAGGGGUCCCAUCAGAUAUUGGUGAAACUGGUAUCCAAAGAUACCAGGAUGUGGGCAACAGCACAACUGAGCAACAAGAUCAGGAGGUUACUCCUAACACAGAGCAAGACAAUAUCCCCAAUGCUGCAGAGGUGGCUCCUGAGCGCAGAUUGUCAGCAUCAAGAAAUCGCAAAAGGCGAGUCUCUGUGCUCUCCGAUGUGGCCCGGCAAAUGUUGCGCCAGUCUGCUCUUGAUGCUGAGAGAUCAGAACAGCUGCAAAAAGAGAUCCUUGUGGAGGAGAGGCGCCGCCAUCAAGAGACAUUGGCGAAGGAAAGAAAUCGUCAUCAGCAGAAAAUUUUAGAAGAGAAUCGUAGAUUUGAAGCAUUGCUUGAGGAAGGCAGACUGGGAAGAGAGGCAUUUCAGCAUGCUAUGGACAGAAGCUACAACCUGAUGUUUGAAGCUGUAGAUGCUAUAAAAACCAUGACUGAGUUGAUGGUGUUGAAGCAUUCAGGGGAGACAUCACAAGUGGGUAAUGUUAAUGUACAGCAAGAAAACACCAGUUGUAACCCUGAGCCAUCAAAACCCUCUGACUCCAAUUGCCCUGAAAACAUCCCUGAAACUCCCACCAGACACAAACGACCUAGACGGACAAUUGAUCGACUGGAUGUGUGAGACAUCAAGAGUCAUUUCCCCCAAAACAAUUACCCAGCUCCAUGCAGUGUUAAAAUAUUCCUCAUUUUUUGUUUAUGAUUACUCCUCUAUGCUUUGUGUAUGAUUU
This is a messenger RNA of Sphaerodactylus townsendi, 3212 nucleotides long. Its product is annotated as zinc finger and SCAN domain-containing protein 29-like. The record is from RefSeq and is a predicted model, not a curated record. Bases 1925 to 3106 code for a protein of 393 amino acids. The transcript has 5 exons. NCBI's taxonomy places the organism in Eukaryota, Metazoa, Chordata, Lepidosauria, Squamata, Sphaerodactylidae.